This is a messenger RNA of Iphiclides podalirius (scarce swallowtail), 4752 nucleotides long. The record is from the annotation of a GenBank genome assembly. NCBI's taxonomy places the organism in Eukaryota, Metazoa, Arthropoda, Insecta, Lepidoptera, Papilionidae.
AUGGCCCUCAAGCUCGGAAAAUGCAGGCUUUGCCUCAAACUCGGCGACUUCUAUUCCAUCUUUACAGUGGACAACAAUCUGCAACUCGCUGAGAUGGUGAUGGAAUGCGCUCGAGUUAAGGUACAUGAAGGGGACGGACUACCUGAUAAAAUUUGCUCAGAGUGCAUACAGAAACUCAGCAGUGCUCAUAUUUUUAAAUUGCAGUGUGAAAGAUCGGAUCAGGAGCUUCGGCGCAACUACAUACCGCCACCUGGUUUCAGCAACACACCUUCACCGCCCAACAGACAGAGCAGCGACUCCGCCUUCUCAAACAACACUGAUGUAUCCGGCAACAACAAACCCGCACUAGAGGCCAAGGUCACCGUCGACAGCCGCACCCGCAAACGCAGCCGGGAAAGCGUCGACAAUGCCUCAUCCAGCAGCCAGUCGCACGACUUCCGGCCGGGCACCACCAAGCGGCUCGCGGAGCUGAGGUCCUCCGAGAAAAGACCAAGGAGGUCCCUCAACUCGUGCUACGUCGACUCCGACUACGACGACCACAGCGGCUCCCACCUCUCCAUCGAGACCGACUCCGACGAGCCACUGAGGGGCGAGUUCAAGUGCCAAAUAUGCGACAAGGCGUUCCACUCGAAGAAGAGCGUCGCCGCGCACACCAAGGUGCACUCCAGAAGGUCGUUGAAGGACGCCGCCGAGAGCGCCCCAGUGCCGGCGGCCGAGCCCGAGACGACGGUGGACGCGUUGGACGCCGAAGACAAACUGACCUGCGAGCGAUGCGAUAGGACCUUCAAACUGAAGAUUAUGCUCAAACGUCACAUGGAGACCUGCCAAGUGACCCCGCCCAAGUCCGGCAUAAAGGAGCUACUGGUCACCUUGCAACCGAUCGACGCGGAGACCGCACUGCCGAAGCGGUUGAACUGCGAAAUGUGCACGUCCAACUUCAAGAACAUUGAGAACCUGGAGAAGCACAUGAGGGUAGUGCACGCGGCGGUGUUGAAGCGGAACAGCUCCGCCGGCCCGGACAACGGCAAGGUCGCCGUCCCCUGCUACUACUGCGGACAGCGCUUCGACGACUACUACCGCCAUGGCGCUCAUUUCGAGAGCUGCAGCAAGAAGGACCGACUCGGUAACAUGCACUUCGAGCCCCGGUGCAACAAGGGCGAGACCAGCUCCAGGGAGCCGUUCUUCGAGUGCCGCAUAUGCAGCAAGAAGUUGGCGACGCAGGACCAACUGAUCACCCACUUGGCCGCGCACAUGUCGAAUAUAGACGACGGCGACGUCGCCGAUGAGGGGGCGGGACAAGCGGACGACGACGUCUCCGUAUCCUCGAUCUACAGCAACGCGAACGUGCCCAGCGGCCCGCUGAAGUGCAGCAUGUGCGACAAGCGGUUCACGUACAAGAAGGCGCUAGUCAGCCACGAGCAGCGCCACCGCUCCGGCGAGCUGGAGGUGAAGACGGAACCGCCCGAGCUGAACAACUCCGAAACAUUGCUGAACGAGACCGACCGCCAGUCGGACACGGAUUCCAGCCAGGAGGACGGCGACGACAACACGUGCGACAUCUGCGAGAAGCAGUUCUCCUACAGGCGGCUGCUGCUGCACCACAAGCGCACCAAACACAACAUGAGCUCCGGCACAAAACGCGCGAAGAUCAACCUCAAGAGCUGCACGGUGCGCUGUCUGAUCUGCGACGUCGAGAUGAAGGUGAGCGCGAUCAACGAGCACAACCAGAAGCACACGUCGGUGAACGUGAAGCCGCGCAACCUGUACACGUGCGCCGAAUGUGACCAGCGCUUCAAGAGCUGCAGCGCCCUGGCGAACCACAUCAAGCUCGUGCACAGACUGAAGCAGCCGCAGGCGCCUAAGCUGGAGGGCGCCGACCUGGCGGAUUUUUGUGAGGUCGUUGUGACGAAGGCGGAACCCCUGGUCGCGGACCAGAGUCACAACGGCCCCGGGUCGGUUCCGCCGGAGAUGGGGGGCGGGCCGCUGGUCAACCUGGCCGGCUUCACCUGCCCCAUAUGCGGCAAGCAGAUGCCCACGCUCAUAUCGCUGAAGCGCCACGUCAACUGGCACUCCAACGUGGGCAACAGCAUGGAGAAGCAGUUGGAGUGCUUCGUCUGUAAGGAGACAUUCCGGUUCCAAUGCCACUACCGGCUGCACAUGCGCCAGCACUACAAGGACCCCAACCUGGAUCCGGCGCUACUGACAUGCAACAUCUGCAACCGUCGUAGCAAGCACCUGCGCGCCGCACAGGCCCACAUGAACUACCACAAGCAGACGCGUUUCAAGAACAAGGACUACCAGUGCUCCAUUUGCAAGCGGAUGUUCCAGUUCAGGAAGGUCUACCUGUCCCACAUGGCGAUUCACUUCAAACGCGGCGAGAGCGUAAACAACACGGUCGUCGGCAGCGUGCUCCCUAACACAGCCGACAAGACGGUGUUCGACGGAACCCACACCUGCCACCACUGCGGGAAGGUCUGCGACUCUGAGGUCUCCCUCAAACACCACAUCAUCUGGCAUAAAUCCAAGACCUCGCUCUUCGGCGCUCGCCACGAGUGCCACAUCUGUGGCGUCCAAUUCACCAACAAGAAACGGCACGAGCUCCACAUUAGGACCCACUACGAGGACGAAAACGGCCCGUACAAAUGCACGGUAUGCGGCAAGGGUUUCAUCGACGAAGACUACCACCGGCGGCACGUAAAGGGCCACAACUUCGACCACCAGUCGCACAAAACCCGGAUAGCGAAUCUCAGGAAGGACAAGGUGAAGUGCCCGAUUUGCGCCCGCUUCUACCCGGACCUGGCGAAGCUCAUACGCCACUUAAGGCGCACGCACCCCGAGAGCAAAAUGAUCAAAGCCGACCCGGACGCACCGGCCCAGAACUACUUUUCGUGCAAACUCUGCGCUAAGGUGUUCCUCGACGAGAGGCGACUGCAGCAUCACGAGGAGGCGCACCUAAGAAAGCCGGAGUUCUUCAAAUGCAAGUUCUGCGGCAAGAAAACCAUCUCUCUGAAGAACCACCGGAUCCACAUCAAGGCCCAUCUAACGCAGAAGUACAUUGAUGAGCCGCUGAAAUGCAUGCACUGCGACGAGACCUUCACGAGGGGGUACGACCUGCACUAUCACCUGCGGGAUGCCCACGACAUCACCGAGAGCUGGAUCGCAGAGCGGACAGAGAAGACGCUGAACGGCCCCCUGAAAGAGCUCCAGUGCUCCAUCUGUCUGAAAGUGUUGGCGAGCAAAGGCAACUUCGAGCGGCACAUAGACUACCACAACUCGCUGAGGUGCAACUACUGCUUCGAUUACUUCAGCUCGCUCCGGUUCCUGGAGGGGCACUUGGCGUUCAGCUGCGAGAAGAAAAAGCUGGUAGGCGACACCGAGAUCUACCCUAAGAAGGUGAAAUGCCACGUAUGCUACAAGGCUUUCCACCUGCAAGUGAAAUUGGACUGCCACUUGCGCACGCAGCACGGCGUCAAAGUCUGCAAGGAGGUGUCGGAGGGCAAGAAGGAGAUAGUUUGCGAUUACUGCUUCAAAGUAUUCGAGAACGAGUACGCUUUGAGCACGCAUAAGAUAUACCACCGCACCAUCGGCUACUACGGUUGCAUGUACUGCAACAGGAAAUUCAACACGAUAACGCUCUACAACAAGCACAAGAACCACCACUUGUCGCAGCACAACGUCGACAAUCCGACCAAGUGUGAGCACUGCGACGAGACCUUCGUCGCGUUCAGGGAGAUGAUUUACCACAUGAGGGACGUCCACGGCGACGACAAGGAGUGGAUAGUGCUGCCAAAGGAAUCCACCGAGGAGAAGUGCCACAUCUGCAACAAGGUCUUCUUCAACCUCCACAAGCAUCUCGCGUACCACGAGGAGAACCGUUGCAAGAAGUGCUCCGAGUACUUCUACUCCCAGCUGGACUACGACAACCACUUGUGCGCGAUAGAGAGCGACGAGGAGGUGGACGAGAGCAACGAGAGCGACCUGCGGCCCAGGUACGAGGAGUGCUCGUUCUGCUUCAAGCCCACCACCAAGAAGAACUCGCAGCGCAAACACGACCACAUACACCGCGUGUCUGGCUCGAUAUCGUGCCGCUUCUGCCCGCACAAGUUCAAGACGAUCGACGCGUUCAACAUACACGCGUUCUCGCACAGGAGCAGGAAGUACGACAAGAAGCCGAUAAAGUGCCGCCGCUGCGGCGAGAAAUUCGUCCGCUACGGGCCGUUCAUCAGGCACAUGAAGGCGGCCCACAAGUCCGCGCAGAAGAUGCACUACCGCACCAUGGUCAAGCCGGAGCGGUGCGCGGUCUGCGGCGGCGAGUUCCCCAACCUGCACAACCACUAUCGGGCGCACCUGCAGAACCAGUGCCAGUCGUGCCGCAAAUACUUCACGUCGUACAAGUCCUUCUCGAUGCACGAAUGCGACAGACCGGACUCCGACCCCUCCAAAGUGUUCACGUGCGACGAGGACCUGGGGCAGCUGAUCAACUCGUACGUGCCCAAAGACGAGAAAGACGACGAAAAGUUCUACGGGCACAGCGACGACGAGGAGGAGGCGGCGGGGCCAGGGUACGCGACUCAGGACGAGGAGAGCCAGAACUCGUCGGACGCCAACCUCCACAUGAUGGUCCACACGCCCAUAAUAUCGGACGUGCUCUCCCUAUACGAGGCGAAGGACGAAAAACGGACAAUGAUCCCGAACAAAGUGAUCAACUUGACGGACGACGAAGAGAUCCUGACCGUUAUAACAAUAGACGAU